GACACUUUAUCUAGACAAGUCAUUUAGUUCCGAGACGGGAAAAUCCAAAGCACGUUCUUGGUCUUGGAUUCAGAAAAGAAAAAAAAAUAGAGAGAAGAUGAGUUCAAGAUCUGACCUCACGAUCAUGCGCGUUUGCUUCAUAAUCUUCCUGCUUGGAGCUCUUGUUGAGUUAUGUGAUGGAGGGAUCACCAGUGAAUAUGUUAGAGCCAGAGGAAGUGAUUUACCAGACGACAUGCCAUUAGACAGCGAUGUCUUUAAAGUUCCCCCCGGUCCUAAUGCUCCCCAACAGGUUCACAUAACGCAAGGUAACCAUGAAGGCAAUGGAGUGAUUAUUUCAUGGGUGACUCCUUCUGCGCCAGGUUCUAACACAGUUCGCUACUGGAAUGAGAAUGGAGAAUCGAAGAAGAAACAAGCAGAAGCAACCAUAAACAUCUACCGUUUCUACAAUUAUACUUCUGGUUACAUCCACCACUGCGUCAUUGAUGAUCUGGAAUUUGAUAUGAAAUACUACUAUGAAAUUGGGUGUGGGAAGUGGCAUAGGCGAUUCUGGUUCUUUACUCCGCCUAAACCUGGUCCUGACGUACCUUACACCUUUGGCUUAAUUGGGGAUCUGGGACAAACAUAUGACUCAAAUCGAACGUUAAGCCAUUAUGAGAUGAAUCCGAGAAAAGGACAGGCGGUUCUUUUCGUAGGAGACUUGUCUUACGCAGAUCGUUACCCUUUGCACGACAACAACAGAUGGGAUACUUGGGGAAGAUUCGUUGAGAGAAGUGUUGCUUAUCAACCUUGGAUAUGGACUGCAGGAAACCACGAAAUCGACUUUGUUCCUGACAUUGGUGAAACAGAACCAUUCAAGCCUUAUAAGAAUCGGUAUCAUACGCCAUAUAAGGCAUCAGGAAGUAUCUCUCCACUGUGGUAUUCCAUCAAGAGGGCUUCAGCUUAUAUUAUUGUUAUGUCUUGUUACUCAUCUUAUGGGAUAUACACUCCUCAGUACAAAUGGCUAGCAAAGGAGUUCGAAAGAGUAAAUCGAACAGAGACUCCGUGGCUUAUAGUAUUAAUACAUUGCCCCUUUUACCAUAGCUAUGUGCAUCAUUACAUGGAAGGUGAAACAGUGAGGGUCAUGUACGAGCAGUGGUUCGUCAAGUACAAGGUUGAUGUGGUGUUUGCAGGCCAUGUUCAUGCCUAUGAGAGAUCGGAACGUGUUUCUAACAUUGCCUACAAUAUUGUGAAUGGAUUGUGUGAGCCAAUAUCGGAUGAGUCGGCUCCUGUGUACAUAACAAUCGGAGACGGAGGAAACUCAGAAGGCUUGCUUACUGACAUGAUGCAGCCACAGCCAAGCUACUCUGCCUUCCGAGAACCUAGCUUUGGGCACGGGUUGCUGGAUAUCAAAAAUAGAACUCAUGCCUACUUCAACUGGAAUCGGAACCAAGAUGGGUACUCCGUGGAAGCAGAUUCUGUGUGGUUGCUUAAUCGGUUUUGGCGAGCUCCAGAGAAGACGCUCGUUGUUGCCUAGUGAACACAAAAUUGAUAUAUGCUAUAUAAACUAUUGAACCAAAGGUGUGAGUUAUCAAGUUCAUUGACAUUUUCGCUCCUCAAGGUUGUGUCCUUUUAUAAACACAUUAUAAUAAGAAAAUAAGAAAAUGAUAUAUGCAA
Molecule: messenger RNA, 1653 nt
Organism: Raphanus sativus (radish)
Lineage: Eukaryota; Viridiplantae; Streptophyta; Magnoliopsida; Brassicales; Brassicaceae
Product: fe(3+)-Zn(2+) purple acid phosphatase 12
Exons: 7
Coding region: 98-1513 (471 amino acids)
Molecular function (GO): metal ion binding; acid phosphatase activity
Source: RefSeq, a predicted model, not a curated record